Mucor mucedo is the source of this 853-nucleotide messenger RNA. RefSeq names its product thioredoxin-like protein. The transcript has 4 exons. The coding region runs from base 23 to 811 and encodes 262 amino acids. NCBI's taxonomy places the organism in Eukaryota, Fungi, Mucoromycota, Mucoromycetes, Mucorales, Mucoraceae. The record is from RefSeq and is a predicted model, not a curated record.
AUCUCGAAUAAAACAAGUCAAGAUGGAGGAUGCACUUUGGGCUCAGUUACAAAAUACAGGAUUAGAGGAGCAUGACGACAAGGACAGAAUCGAGGCAGAAAGUGAUGACGAAGAGGUUGAUGUGCAAGAGGAAUUAUCUGUUCCGCACGAAGAGAGGUUACAGGGACCACAAACAGGGCCUAAAGGAGUCAAAGCCGAUCAUGAAUAUCAUCAACAGAAAAAAUUGGUCACAGAAAGCAAGGCGCGUGCAGAAUAUAAUGCGCGUCUGUUAGCGAAAGCACCCAUGACAACCACCUAUUUACAGGACGAAGCCAAUAAAGACCGUGAAGAAUUGCUCAUAUUACAAGCAGAGGAAGAAGAGGAAGACGAUCUGAAAUAUUAUCGAGAGAAAAGAUUACGAGAGUUGAAGAACAUGUCGAGACAACAACGAGUGUUUGGUACGUUGACAACGAUUACAGCUGAUGAGUAUGCCGAUGAGAUUGAUGAGGAGAUGGGCGAUAUUCCAGUGCUUGUGCAUUUAUUUGACGAGAGUAUCCCAACGUGUAAAUUAUUAGAUGAACAUUUGAGAGGCUUAUCCAAUAAAUAUUCACUUGCCAAGUUUAUUAGAGUAUCUGCUCUCCAACUAGAAUUCGAUCUAGUGGAAUCCCCUGCAAUUUUAGUUUAUAAAAAUGGUAUUUUAAUUGCCAAUUUGGUAAGAAUCAUUGAUGAAGUAAGCACAAGAUUUGAUAUAGAUGAGAUAGAGGAUGUAUUAACAAGACAUGGCGCGUUAUCUGAAAAUGAUCUUUAUGAUUUACCCACAAAUUAUGCUUGAACAGAAGGAAAAGAGUGAAGUAUAAAUAAAAUGCCUCUUUCU